CUUUUAUAUGUUUAGUUGCACUAAUAAUAAGAGUUCUAGAUGCAAAAAAUAAAGUGAUGUAGACCCAAGGUAUGGCUACAGUAUUCCUAUGGCAUCUGUUAGCCAAAAAUUAAUUAACUUCUUGAAGGUUAACAAAUUAUAUCGUUGAUUUGGCAGAUAUCAUUUUCCACUAAAAAGUGAUGGUUGCGCAUGAGAGCUUACCUGCAGCAAAUUCAUGGUUUAUUCUUCUUUUACACCUGUUUCUUUAGUAGAAAAUUAAGAUUUAUAUUAAUUGUCUGUUCGCUGGUGAAAUCUGGAAGAGAUUCCAUGAUUACCACCAAGUAAGAUAAUGGACUAUCCAUAUAAUUGUAAUAGGUUUGGAGAAAAUAACCAUACUUCAUCAUCAUCUUUACUAUUGGACGAAUAUUUAAUCUUUUUAAUAAAGCAUCAUUAAAGGAGAAUAUAUACCCACCAUUUUGAAUCUCAUGCUCAUUAAUAUUCUUCUUCUAAAGAUAAUCCAUCUCUUUCUUUCACAGGAAGUGGCUCAAAAGUAGCAUCCAAUCACUUUCUUCUAUUGAAAGUAAGAGAGAGAUUAAUAUUAUUAAAAGCAAGAAAAAAAAGAUAAUUAAGUUAGCUUUCACAAUUGAAUAACAAAAAGGCGUACACCAACUUUUUAUAUCAGGUCACUUUUGCUAAGCCAUUUUGUCAAUUGAUGUUCUUAUUACGACUUUGAAAUGGUCAGGGAUUCCCUGACUUAGAUAAUAUGGACAUCAAUGGGUUUCUUGUGCAAGUUUUGGUGUUCUUGGACACCAAUGAUACUGUUUUCUGCUGCUCCAUGGGACUGUGCAAUCCUUCGCCACCAGGAUAUUGUUGGAUUGCCUUUGUGUUUCAUUUAUGGUUGGUCUCUUCAAUUUUUAUGGCCUCUUCCUCAUCCAUCAGGAUUUCUUGACUCUCUAGCUGUGGAGAUACAUGAACUGAAGAGCAAAAGAGAUGAUAUUGAGAGAGAUGUGUCCAGAGCAAGGAGAGUGGGGAAGGAGCCAAGGAGCCAAGUUUUGUGGUGGUUAGACAGGGUGGAAUUACUUGAAACCAAGUUUGCCAAGACAAGAAGAGAGUUCGAGAGGAGGUUCAUGCUUCCAGGAGGGUUUGCAGUGAACAUAUUGUCAAGCUAUAGACUCAGUGUGAGAGCUAACGAAAUGAUCGCAGAGGCAUGUUACUUGAAGAGCAAAGGAUCCUUCAAUCAGGUGGCUAACAGGGCAGCUCCGAACCAUUUUGAGGAGGUGCCUAGUGCACCAACUGUGGGCAUGGAUGCUGUGCUUGCUCAGCUAAAGCAGGCUGUAGAGGAUGAUGCUGUGGGCCUUAUUGGAAUUUAUGGAAUGGGUGGUGUCGGCAAGACCGCUCUGUUGAGCAGAUUCCACAAUGAGUUCCUUGCAGACGCUACUGAUCUAGACAUGGUUAUUUUCAUCGACUCAUGUAGAGACCUUGAUGUCGAAAGCAUCCAAAAUAAGAUUCGGCAUCGGCUAGGCUUGUCAUGGAAGAAGAGCAAAUCACAAAAGGAGAAGGCAUCCAUGCUAUACAAGGUUCUCUUCAAGAUGAAGUUUGUAUUGAUCUUGGAUGAUCUUUGGGAGCCUUUGAGCCUUCAAAUGGUAGGAAUUCCCAUCCCCAAGCAGGGAUCGAGUUGUAAGAUCAUGUUAGCAACUCGAAUAGAAGAGCUCUGUGACCAGAUGGAUGUGAAGAACAAGAUCAAGGUGGAUCUCUUGCCUUGGGACACAGCUUGGAGGUUGUUCGCAGACAAGGUAGGUGAGGAGACGAUUAACUCUGAUCCAGGAAUCCGGCACCAAGCUGAGAUCUUGGUUAAAAAAUGUGGCGGUUUGCCGGUUGCUCUGAUCACAGUUGCGCGAGCUCUGGCUAGCAAAAGAAGUGUAGAUGAAUGGAAGCAUGCUGUGACAAUCAUGGGCAACAGCCCAGUCCAGCUCCCAGGAAUGGCAGAGCAGGUGUUCUGCUCUCUCAAGCUUAGCUAUGAUCAUCUGCCCAGUGACACACUGAGAUCAUGCGCCAUGCACUUUGCUCUCUACUGGGAAGGCUGCCGCCUUCAUAAGAACUUGAUUCAAGAAUACUGGAUCGGCGAAGGCAUUCUUGAUGACUUCAAGGACGUGGAGCAGGCUAACAAUAAAGCGUGCUACUUCCUUGGAAUCUUAAGCUCCGCAUCACUGAUAGAAAGAGUAGAUGCGGAUGGCUACACGAGGAUGCACCCCAUGGUCCGCGCCAUGGCCUUAUGGAUUGCAUGCGAGUUCGGGAAGAAGGAGAAUCAGUGGUUCGUGAGGGAAAGAGAAGGUUUAAUGGAGGCGCCCGAGGCAGAGACAUGGCGAAGCGCCGCAAGGAUGGCGUUGGGGUACAACAGCAUCACCGUGCUACCAGAAGCCCCCGAGAGCCUGAAUCUCGUGUCCUUGAAGCUGAAGAGCAACUUCGGCUUGGAGAGGAUUCCUGACGGCUUCUUCAGGUUCAUGCCAUGUCUCGUGGCCUUGGACCUCCAUUCCACCUCCAUCAAGGAGAUCCCAUCAGGAAUCAGCAACCUCCAACGUCUGCAGUUCCUUGAGCUCGGCGGGACAAAGCUCAAGUCUUUGCCCAAAGAAUUGGCUUCUCUCAAAAACCUGAAGUACUUGGGACUCAACUGGACCGCUGAGCUCGCCAGCAUUCCAGAGAGACUCAUCCAAUCGCUCUCCGAGCUGCGAGUACUGCGCAUGAUCGUGAGCUAUAGCUCAUGGAAGGCCAUCCCGGCGGGGGGCGGCAACGGCGUCAGCCUCAGGGAGCUCGAAGCCCUCAAGCGGCUGAGGGUGCUAGACAUCACGGUGGGGAACGCUUCGGCGUUCAAUAUGCUCACGCAGUCCCAGCGGCUGGCGCCGGCAACUGCGGCUUUGUUGCUCAAGGGAUGUCCAGGCCUGACGGCCGUGGAGCUCCCGUCGGGGCUCGGGCGGAGCAUGAAGAGCUUGAAGUGGCUUCGGUUGUCGCACUCGACCGAGCUGGAGGGGGUGUUGAUCGCCGGCGAUGGCCGAGAGAACGAUGGCGCUGCGCUUCCUGAGCUUGAGAAUCUGGUGCUGGAGUGUCUGCUCAAGGCUAAGAUCGUUUGGAGGAGCAGCUGCAUCCAACACCUUCGCGGACUGUACAUUUACGGCUGCAGCGGAAUGGAGCAGCUGAUUUGGUACAAGGACGAUGAUGAGUCCGACGCAGAAAACAGAGGCCGGAGGGGCGUCAGUCCGUUUCCGAACCUGAAGCAGAUUGCUUUCCGAGGGCUGCCGAAGUUGAAGAGGGUGAGUGAUGAGAGGCAGUUGGUGUUCCCCUUGCUGGAGAGCAUUGAGGUGGCGGAGUGCCCACAGCUGAAGAAGUUGAACUUGGUAGCCGAGAAGCUGAGAGAGAUCAGAUGCCACAGGUCAUGGUGGGAUCAGCUGGAGUGGGAAGAUGAUGCAGCCAGGUUCAGUCCCCAGAUGAUCCUUAAGCCACUCAACUGAUUAUUGUUGUUUUUUCUUUUGUUCGCCUGCUUCUGUUUCUCUGGUUGUUUUGUUUUUUGUGUUUUGCUGUUUGUUUUUUUUUUUUUUGUUUUUUUUGUUUUUGGUUUUCUUCUGGUCCUAGAGAAUGAUUUUUUUUUUAAACAAAAAUAAUAAAAUAAAGGAAACAACAAAACUGAUUAUUUUAUAGCUACUAUGAUUUUUAGUUAUUAUAAUGUGAAUUUAUCAUCUUCAUAUAAUUAACUGAUUAUUUCAGGAUUUAAUAUGUGUGACCGGAAAAUUUAAUAUCGAACAGUGCAAUUGAGGAAUAA
Molecule: messenger RNA, 3790 nt
Organism: Zingiber officinale
Lineage: Eukaryota; Viridiplantae; Streptophyta; Magnoliopsida; Zingiberales; Zingiberaceae
Product: probable disease resistance protein At5g63020
Exons: 3
Coding region: 753-3482 (909 amino acids)
Molecular function (GO): ADP binding; protein binding
Source: RefSeq, a predicted model, not a curated record